AUUCUUUUUUUUUUCCCGGCCCGCCUUGCCCUUCCGGCCAUCCCCAUCUUCUCCCGUCGCACCCUUUCCGCCGCCCGCCGCCGUCGGACCGCUUUCCUUGCCCUCCUGGCCGCGCCCUUCCUCCCCUCUCCCGUCGCACCGCCCCUGUUCCCGUCGCACCGCCCCCUCCCCUCGGCAUUCCACGCCCGGCCUCACCCCUGCUUUGCCGUAGCCGCCGUUGCCUUCGCCGCUGUGCUCAUAUCGGCGGUGCAGCGUGCCGCCGGAUGUGGGGAGCAUUGAUUGGGACUGUAGUAGGAGGGUAUUAACACCAGGUUGCUAAAGAAAUUCACCGACUUGAACCCUAACGCCCGGCGGCGGGUCGAGGCCCUGCUCGUCCCCCGGCCCACUCCUGGGCGGAUUCCAACCUCGUGAAAUUCUUUUAUCCCCCGGCCCUUCGCCCCUCCCCCUCACCCUCCGUCCCCAUAGUUUUCUAGGGCUUUAGGUCCUUCCUCCCCGCCUCGAGGGCUUGCCUCGGGGUUCCUUCGUUCGAUCUCUGCUCUGCGGGUUCCUCGGCUUUCGCCCCUUGCGGAUAGUGUCGCAUCGAGGACGAGCGGCGGCGCGAUGAAUGUGCCCAUAGUCGAUCCGUUGCAAGGGGAUUUUCCUGAGACUAUUGAGGAGUUCUUGCAGCAUGGGAAUAUGAAAUGCAUUGCGUUUAACCGCAGGGGAACUCUCCUUGCAGCUGGAUGUGCAAAUGGGAGCUGUGUUAUCUGGGACUUUGAAACAAGGGGACUUGCAAGAGAAUUUCGUGAUAAAGAUUGUACUGCACCUAUAACCAGUGUCAGCUGGUCUAAAUAUGGUCACCGUUUGCUUGCCUCUGCUACUGAUAAGUCGCUGACACUUUGGAAUGUGGUAACUGGGGAAAAGAUUGCCCGCAUAACUCUUCAGCAGACUCCAUUGCAUGCCCGUCUUCAUCCUGGUUCAUCCAUCCCAUCUGUAUGCUUAGCAUGUCCUCUCUCUUCUGCACCUAUUCUUGUUGAUUUGAAUACUGGAAGUACCAUAGUCCUUCCAGUUUCUGCAUCUGACAGUGGUAAUGUCCCUUUACCUAAUUCACGUAAAUUUUCGGAUGGUUCUCCUCCUUUUACACCAACUGCUGCAACGUUUGAUAAGAAUGGAGAGCUGAUAUAUGUGGGCAAUUCCAAGGGAGAGAUAUUAAUUGUAGAUUCAAAAGGCAUCCAAGUACUUGGGUUAAUUCCCAUCCCAGGUGGAACAGUUGUUAAGGACAUUGUUUUCAGCAGAGAUGGCCAAUAUCUGCUAACGAACUCUAAUGAUCGUGUCAUUAGAGUCUAUGAGAAUAUUCUGCCCAUUAAUGGUUCUGGGAAGGAGAUUGAAAAAAUAAUCACCAACAACAAUAAUGACUAUGAAAGCAAGUAUGAGAAGCUAAAAGCAAAUGGUGCACGCUGCUUAGUUCUUUCUUGCGAAGUCUCAGAUGCCAUUGCAAAGGUACAGUGGAAGGCACCAUGCUUCAGUGGUGAUGCUGAGUGGAUUGUUGGUGCUUCUGCAAGCAAAGGAGAGCACAGAUUGCACAUAUGGGACCGAGCAGGGCGUCUUAUAAAGAUCCUUGAAGGUCCAAAGGAAGCUCUCAUUGAUCUCGCUUGGCAUCCAUUUGAUCCUACAAUUGCUUCAGUGUCUGUGGCAGGCUUAACAUACAUUUGGGCAAAGGAACAUGUAGAGAAUUGGAGUGCGUUUGCUCCUGAUUUUAUAGAACUAGAAGAAAACGAGGAAUAUGUUGAACGAGAGGAUGAGUUCGACAUAAAUGCAUAUGCAGAAAGGGUUGAAGAACUGAUGAUAGAUCAGGAUGCAGAGAUUGAUGUUGAAACAUGUGAGAAGAACUCAUCAUUCAGUGAUUUUGAUGACUCCGCAGACGAGAUCAUCUACUUGCCUGCUAUUCCUUGCCCGGAUGCUCCUGAUGAGCAGCCAGACAAGUGCCUAGUAAGCUCAUCAAAAUUGGAGGACAGCAAUCAUUCUGGUUCUCCCCCAUCGUCAAUGGAUGCUGUGCAGAAUGGUCUAGCCAUUCCUCCUGCAUCUAGUCCAUUGGAAGUUGUUGACAAUUCCAUGGCCGAAGAGCCAUCAGCGGAAGCGGCAAACGCAAAGCGGAAGAGGAGGCUAUCAGCCAAGGGGCUGGAGAUGCAGCAGGCUGAAAAGGUGAAGAAACCACCCAUUAAGAUGUCGUCCAACGGCAAGCCGUCGAAGCCCAAGAGCAAGCCGGUGGUGGAACCUGUCAACGGCAACAGCUCGGCCAAGAUCAAGCAGCAGGUGGCGGAACCUGUCAACGGGAACAGCUCGGCUGCCGACAUCGACGACGAAGCGACCGAGGACGACGAGAUGUAAGCAAGCAGCUCGUACGAUUUGACGCUGAUGGCUCGUAUUUUAAUUUCAUGCUGCCCAGACCGAAAACAACGGUGAGGGCGUAGAGAUAGGGCUAUCACCUAUGUUAGUUAGUGUUCCCGUAGAAAGAAAGUAUGCGUCGUGGUUAUGCCGAGACAUGAUAAACAUCGUUUGCAUAUGUGUUGUGUGUAGUCUGAAGUCUGCUGUCUUCGCAUUGGUCUUGAGGUGAAGAAACCUGAUCAGUAUGGACCAUGGUUAAGCUUAAUUCCUUUAUGCCUGUAGAUCAUUGUAGUUCAGUCUCAAUUGAUGUCGUUAGGUUGGGCCCAUGGGUUAUGCCAUGACCUAUAAUUGCAGUAUCAUGUAUCAAUUGACUU
Molecule: messenger RNA, 2738 nt
Organism: Triticum dicoccoides
Lineage: Eukaryota; Viridiplantae; Streptophyta; Magnoliopsida; Poales; Poaceae
Product: protein RBL-like
Exons: 5
Coding region: 601-2367 (588 amino acids)
Cellular component (GO): Set1C/COMPASS complex
Molecular function (GO): protein binding
Source: RefSeq, a predicted model, not a curated record